CCAUUGGGGCUGCAGCACUAGUAGCACCCAGAAGUGAACAAAGCGACCCGGAAGCGUUGCCCCGACUGGAGGCAGGCAGAAAGAGCAUCCAGCCUUUUCUGUAUAUGAAAGCUGUGCUCGCAAGACAAUACCUGCAGUCAGGACCAAAGGAUGGCAGAGCCACGAUUUAACAACCCUUAUUUUUGGCCGCCACCGCCAUCCAUGCCUGGCCAGCUGGAUAACCUGGUGCUCAUAAACAAGAUAAAGGAGCAACUGAUGGCCGAGAAGAUUCGACCCCUGCAUAUGCCGCCUACUUCCACGCCUUCCCAGCAACCUUUGCUGUUGCCCACCUCAUCCCCCGACGGCGGCGGCUCCCAGCAUGCGAUGUCAGUUCCCAAACUACAGUCGCAGCAAGUGACGGGCCACCACCCGCAGCAACAGUCGGAUAUCACUUUGCAUGCUCGUUCAGGUUCUGGACCAGAUGGAAAUAUGGACGACAAGUCGGCUGUGAAGGCUAAAGGGUUAUGGGAAGACUGGCAUAUGAGGCAACUAAGCGAGCAGCACGCCCGCGCCAACCAUCGAUCAGGUCUGGCUCCUUCAUCCCGACCCGAAAGUCACAGCACCUCCGAUGCGCUAACCCCCACAACGCCAACUUCCAGCAGUCAGAACCGCCUGGGUGGCGCCCCCUCAGUCAACAUCAUCUCUGGGCUGGCUACUGGUCCUGCCAUGGACCACAUGAAGGUUGGAGGUUUGGCGGGACUGUUGGGCCCGCCACCCAAGGCACCACGGGGACGAAAGAAGAUCAAAGCUGAGAACCAGUCGGGUCCUUUGCUGGUAGUCCCCUAUCCUAUUCUGGCAGACCAAGGCUGCAUCACUGUGGCACCCAAAGAGGGCAAAACAUACAGGUGCAAAGUGUGCCCACUCACCUUCCUGACCAAAUCAGAAAUGCAGAUCCACUCCAAGUCCCACACAGAGGCCAAACCACACAAGUGUCCGCACUGCUCCAAGACAUUCGCCAACGCCUCCUACCUGUCCCAGCACCUGCGCAUCCAUCUGGGCAUUAAACCCUACCAUUGCUCCUACUGUGAGAACUCUUUCCGCCAGCUCUCACAUCUGCAGCAGCACACCAGAAUCCACACCGGCGACCGGCCUUAUAAAUGUGCUCACCCCGGAUGUGAAAAGGCAUUUACCCAACUGUCCAAUCUCCAGUCUCACCAGAGGCAGCACAAUAAAGACAAGCCGUACAAAUGUCCCAACUGCUACCGUGCCUACGCCGACUCUGCAUCGUUGCAGAUCCACUUGUCGGCGCACGCCAUCAAAAACGCCAAGGCAUACUGUUGUAGCAUGUGUGGCCGGGCUUACACCUCAGAGACUUACCUUAUGAAGCACAUGUCCAAACACACAGUGGUGGAACACCUAGUGAGCCACCAGUCCCCUGAGAGGACCGAGUCCCCCAGUAUCCCCAUACGGAUCUCCCUUAUCUGAGCUGCCUGGCGCCCAGUAUCGGUUCUAUUAAGCGCCCAUAUUAGGCGCGAGCUUCACAGGCCCUGCAGCGGCGGUCAUCUACAUAAGGCUUAAAUUAGCAUUAUGACAGCUGACGUAAGCAUUCAGUGCGAGAGUCGGGAACGGGGGCGCCAUUUAGUGAAUGUACAAUACAGCUAAUGUGGUCCGGAUGAUAAGCACGAGGUGGCAAAUAAUGUCGUGCGUCAGAUCUAAGAAGCACUUUCUCGUACGCAUCAUGUAAAGUUUUUCGUAAAGAGUCCUCUCGGAGAGGAGAUGAUUCUUUAUGAAUACGGGCUCAGAUCAAUUGGCCAUCAAACAUUUCUGUAUUUUUUUUUCUUCCUUCUCCAUCAAAUGGGAUUUCGAGAUAUACCAGAUGAUAGAUUCCUCUGAGAAAAAUAAUUGAUAAAGCUGUACAGUAAAAUGUUUGCUGGGUGUGUUCUGGAGACAUCCAAAGAGAAUCUUGAAGCACUUUUUAGGCCUCGUUGCUUUGGCUCAAAUUGUUGAAAUCAUGUUGGUUGGGCAUUAUCUGUGGCAGCUAGGAGCAGUGACCGUGUUGAAAAAGAAAAGACUAUUCUCUUCCUGUUGUUUUACUCGCAUGGUUGUUCAAGAACACGUUUACAGGGUCAUCGAAAUUUCAAGAGGCAAUCGUAGAUGACAAUGGAAGCAUUCAAAGAUUGUAUUGUUUUGUUGAUGUGAGGAUGGAAGGCGUAGAGAUCCAUAAAGGGAAGCAAAGUUCUCAACCCCAUUUCAAUCCUUCACUCACUUAUUUGAUGGCACCUUGGUGAUCGCAUCACACAAUCACAGUAACCUUUUUAUAAAUGACCAUUCCCUCUGCCCUUCAUCCCACGCCCUGCAAACUAGUGCCAUAUGUUGUAAGCCAGUCUUGAAUUAUUAAGCUUUAUUUUACAAGUAUGAGCUUCACACAUUACUGGUGCCAGGACUAAUCAGCCAUACUUGCCACCCCGGCUAAAAACAACAUAUCGAAACAAAAAAGUAUCCACUUAAUUUUACUUGAGUAGUGAGCAUUAACUAAUCAUUGGACCAAAAUGUGAAGUAACUCCAGCAACUGUACAGCAAGGAUUUUGUCAGAAGCUUUAUGCAUAUGUAAUGAACUGCAGUAUAAACAAACAUCCAUGAUGCUUUAACGGUUUAUCUGGAGAGUCUUUAUAGCAUUUUACUUUUGCCACAUGUGAUUUUACAGUCUUAUUACAAAUUUGAAUCAAUUCUUUAUUUCUUCAAUUCUACACACAAUGAUAUUUUUUUGGAAAAAGCUUACCUAAGAAGUGAAGAAGUAUUCACAGCCUUUGCUCAGUACAUUGUUAACAGACCUUGAGGAGCGAUUACAGCUAGUGAUGGGAGAAUGAAGCUUCAUAUUUGCUUCAUGAACCAGUUGUAUUUCUUGACUCUUGAAACUGGCACUCUGUUCAAUGUUGGACUGAAAGCACACUGACUUACCAUUUCUUAAACUCCUUUCUUUGUAACCAAAAUUCAUCUAGAGGAGUCAAAAAUUAUAACUGGUUCACAAAGCAAUGUUGAAGCUUCAUUUUUCCGCUCACUAAUUAACCUCAAGUCGUUUUGACAUGAUCCAUAGGCGGGAAAAUACUUGGUGCGCAAAUUUGCAAUGACAGACUUGAACUGGAGUGAGAUUUUUUACACUCUUUUUCAACAAGGUAACACAAAACGGAAAAAGUGAAGUGCGGUGAACAUUUUCUAAAAUGUAUUGUACAUGCCAAGAUUCAUGACGCCAUUUACGUUUUCUCUCGCGUAGUAUUAUUUCGACUGAUCAUAGUAUUUGUUGUUUCCGUUUUACUUCUGAAGCUCUUGAUGGUACUAUUAGGGCACGUGGUAUCCUUCAAGGCACUAGAGGAAAGGUGCUAUAGCAAGGCGUCACGUCCAAGAAGGAAACACGCGAACAAUGUACAAAAGUAAACUAAGAAGUCUGAGUCCAGGACUCAAGUAAAUCAAUGACCUGGGCAACUUUUGACAUUUACACCAACAACAAACCCUGCCUCUUGAACUUAAUUAUCUCUGUCUUUGGAGAUAAUGGGCAGAAUGUUGCUGUUCAUUUUUGCUGUACUGUAUAACACAUUACUCAUUUAUAAUAUCUAUUUUUAAAGGUUUCAUAAAUAGGUUUUGUUUGGGGAAUUACCUUUGUAUAUUAAUCUUUUAUAUUGUUAUUUUACAUGUAAGCCUUAACUUGUGUUAUCAUCCCACCUCCAUUAUUCUGUAUUGUGUUCUGCAGUAUUCUGUCCUGUAAACAUUGCUUUUUCUUCUUCCCUCCUGCAUGGAGCUGUAAUCUGUAUAACUGUCUAACCUGAGUUUCUUUAUGGAAAAAAUAUUGAGUAGAUUUAUUAAAAAUUUUCUUGUCUUGCAUUGUGGCUUCAUAUACGGUUUCUAGACAACUAAAUAUGCACAACCAAGACUGAAAAGUAACCCAUGGGUUAACAAUGUUCAAACUAAAAAAAAAAAAAAGCUUUGUAUCUUUACCUUGUUUAAUAAAGAGACUGUUUUAAAUUCA
Syngnathus typhle (broad-nosed pipefish) is the source of this 4000-nucleotide messenger RNA. It is a transcript of the gene znf362b, whose product is annotated as zinc finger protein 362b. Gene Ontology annotation, biological process: regulation of transcription by RNA polymerase II. Gene Ontology annotation, cellular component: nucleus. Lineage: Eukaryota; Metazoa; Chordata; Actinopteri; Syngnathiformes; Syngnathidae. The record is from RefSeq and is a predicted model, not a curated record. Gene Ontology annotation, molecular function: DNA-binding transcription factor activity, RNA polymerase II-specific; RNA polymerase II cis-regulatory region sequence-specific DNA binding. The transcript is spliced from 9 exons. Bases 151 to 1464 code for a protein of 437 amino acids.